UCCUGGGAGUUUUCCAACAACUCAGGGCAGGUGACUUGGAAACGGCCGACCUUGGACAAUAUAAGCAACGCCUCUGCCUCCCACGUCUGUCUAGCUCCGCUGGGGUGACCUGGGUUCUUUCUAGUUGUAUGAGCUCUUCUGGAGUCGACAGCGGGGAUCUGCGUUGGUUAUCGGAUUGAGGAACCGGGAGAAGCGCACACCCGAGACGUCCCCGCCCACAAAGGAAGCUGCAAAACUCGCGAAUUGUCACCCAGACGUGUCAACGUUGAUCGGGAGCCAGCAGUGAGCUGCCGGACCCAGUUUAAUUUUCAAGCAGGCUGUCUUUUUCGCCCUGGGCGCCUGAGGAGGAUCGGAGCCCGCGGGCGGAGAAGUGGCGCCCGCCCCUCCGUCGCUCCAUCCCAGACCGUUGCCUCAGGCUGGCUCCGCUCCUCAUCAAUCACCGCCUCCCACUCCCCGAACACCGUCCUCUGUUAGUCUUUCCCCCUCCUCGCUCGCUCUUGGGCUGACCGUUUUGUUGUGCGAGUCAUGUCCGCCCGCGUCUGGUUCGUGACAGAUCGCAGGAUCCUGCAGGAUUACCCUCAGCAGGAGAUCGAACGCGCACUCCGCCAAAAAUGCGCCGAGGAGGAGGUAGAGUUUCGCAUGGUCCUGAUGGACGAGAUAGUCAUCACCAUCGAGCAAGGAGCUUUGGGACUGCGUAUCAAACAGGAGCUGAUAACCAGCUACCCUCAGGUGGUGGUGGUAAGAGUUCCCACUCCUUCAGUACAGAAUGACAGUGAUAUAACAUUAUUGCGCCACCUUGAAAAGAUGGGCUGUCGCUUAGCCAAUCGCCCUCAGGCCAUAUUGCACUGUGUUAACAAGUUCUGGACAUUCCAGGAACUAGCUGGUCAUGGAAUACCAUUACCUGACACUUUCUCUUAUGGUGGUCAUGAAAAUUUUGCAAAAAUGAUUGAUGAAGCUGAACCUUUGGGUUAUCCGGUAGUUGUUAAAAACACACGAGGUCAUCGAGGUAAAGCAGUAUUCCUGGCACGAGACAAGCAUCAUUUAUCAGAUUUAUCUCACCUAAUACGACAUGAUGCUCCAUACCUUUUCCAGAAAUAUGUAAAGGAAUCCCAUGGGAAGGAUAUCCGUGUAGUGAUGGUGGGAGGCCGUGUAAUUGGUGCGAUGUUGCGCUGCUCCACCGAUGGAAGAAUGCAAAGCAAUUGUUCACUAGGAGGUGUUGGUGUGCUGUACCAGUUGAGUGAGCAGGGCAAGCAGUUGGCAAUCCAGGUUUCCAAUAUUUUGGGCAUGGACAUUUGCGGUAUCGAUCUGCUCAGAAAAGAUGAUGGUUCAUUUGUAGUGUGUGAAGCCAAUGCAAAUGUAGGAUUCAAAGCCUUUGACAAAGCUUGCAAUUUGGAUGUAAGUAGUAUCAUAGCGGACUAUGCCUUGUCGCUACUGCCAAGCAGACUAACCAGGAAAAUGUCACUUCUUUCUGUAGUUUCUAGUGCUAGUGAAACAAGUGAGCCAGAGGUGGGGGCUCCUGCUAGCUCCAUCCCGGAGAGUGUAUUCACCAUGAGUGUGGGAUCGAGCUCCAGCGAGAGUGACCCUGAAAUAGUGGAGGUCAGGGACACUGACACUACUGUUUCCAAAUCCAUGCACACUGUACUGCCUGAUCCAGGCUACAACAUGAACAAUCUCAUAAAUACUGAAAUUAAAAUAUUGAGUGAGUGAAAUGAGGAAGCUCUACUAACAGGUAUAAACAGAAGUGCUUUCCUAGCUCAGCUGGAUGAAAAGGAUAAAGAAUUAUCUAAAGGGAUGUGAUGUAAUUUUUUUCCUUGCGUAUUAACUAUUAAGUCUGAAUUUGUGCAUAAACCUGAUCGAUUACAACCAUCAGCCCACUCCAGGUGGGUUAUCGUGUCUUGAUGCCAUUGGGGUUGGUGGAAGUGUUUGUUAACCACGACCUUUAAACUUAAAUCAGUAACACAAUAGGAUGAUUGAUUAAAAGACAUUGCCUUGCAAUAAGAAGGUAGUUGGUUAAUGUCUUAAAGGCAGAUAACAGUUAAUGUUGUGGGGGAAAGCCUUCAUCAGUUCUAGUUGGGAAGUGCAUUGCCUCUACUUGACAUCUCCCUAUGUUGGCAUGGUUGAAUUUCUGCAUUUUGAAUCAAUCUCUUACCUCUAUACAAUGAACUGCCCUUCUAUGUUAUUUUCCUUUCCUUAGAUGAGGUAAUUUUCAUGUUCCUUGUUUUCUGUUUGCUAUAUUAGCAGUGCUACUUGAUAAAAUCUGCCUAUACAGAACAUUUUUCAGUAAUUUCUGUGGUAACAGUUUAAACUGAUGUGCUAAUUAACAAAUCUGUCAUUUAGUAUACUGGAGCAUGUAGUCACUUACAAACCUGUAUUUCAGUUGGCUUCAAAACAAAAUAAGGGUGAUAGGGAAAAAUUACAGCACACACCAAAUAUAAUACAAGCUGCAAUUUUGAUUCUUACACUCUCAUUAAAAAGAACAUUCUUGAAUUGUAGGGCUAAAAUACUGAGAUUAUAAAUUCUUGCAGAAAAUUAGAGAAUUUAAUUCCCAGUGUGAAAAGAUACAUGGUUCAUCAUCUGAUAAUCUGAAUAGGUUUCGGAGUUUGGAAUAUGAUGUUGUCUACCAGGCAAAUUAAUGGAUAAAGGAGGUUAUGUUGAGGAUAUGAGACUAGAUAUGAUGGGAAAACAAGUUGCUUGGAAAAAGUUCCCCUUUGUUUUAAAGUGAGAGCAUCUUAAUGAAGAUUCAGUUAUGAGAUCAAUAACUUCGUAAUUUUUAUCAACUCAGUUGAUUAAUUUGUAGCUCCAUACAAACAAUCUUAGGCAUAACAUGGAAAUAUCAGGGAAAUAAAUAGGUUUUAUAGUCUCAUUCUUUGACAAUAUCCUUUUGCUUCACGAGCAACUAAAUUGAUAUGUGGUAUGAAGCCCGUGUUUUCAAUCAUUUUAAUUUUGCUUCCCAAUACUUCUACCAGCAUUACAGUUUAAAAUGAACAUAAACUAGUUGUCCCAUUUAAACUAUUUUCUCCAAUAUUUUACCCUGUUUAUUAUUGUGCAUUAUGCUGAAAUGUGAAAUGCUUAUCUGCACAGUAACCAGUUGAUUUAACAGAUGGUCCACAAGGUGCCAUAUAUACACACACAUAGUAUCUCAAAGCUAAUAAUUUUAAAAUCAUUUUACAUAAUUCAGAAUCUCAAAUUUGAUGUUUAUAUGCUGAAAUAUCAUUAUCUGUUAAAUAGUUAAUAUCCACAAAAUGUGUGAUUAUAGAGAGAUGGACUGGAUUAUUUCAGAUAUAUAAGAAGCCAACUCCAAAGAUGGUCAUCAAGCCUCUGUUGUAAAAAGAUGGUGUCUGUAUUUAUGAAUUAUAGAUUCCAGUAUGAUUAACACAUUAGCAUCAUAUUGUGCUUUUUGAGUUUCAGUAAUUGGUGAGUUUGAGUGCACAUUACUGAUUGUGUGACUCUUGGAGUAUAAAUGUCAGCAAGCACAAAGUUAUGACAUUUUAAACAAACUAGGAUUACAAUGCAGUAAUUUGAAACUAAAUUUAUUUAGAAAUAUUCGAGAUUCAAAAAUAGCUCAAAUAUAAGCUUUUAUCAUCAUUACUGUUGUAAAUACUUAAAAGCCAUCAUCUUAUCUAGCUAUUGCAUAAUAAAAAAUCAAGUAAAAUGGCUCCAUUAAGUGGCAAUUAGUAUGUGGGAUGAACUGCAUACUAACCACAUUAAUGGAUUAAAUAUAUCAAUUUUUAAAAAUGACAAUGUUGUAUUAAAAAUAAUUAUUACAUUGAGAUUGAAGUAACCAGAUUUUCAGAACAUAUUUGGCCAUAAGAUUUGUUUAUGUUUGCUGAAUCUUGACCUAUUGCCCAAAGAAAUUUCCUUGAGAUGCUGAAGAAAACCAGGUCUCUAAAUGUAAUAGAAGUAUUUCUGUACGCAGGACUCACUUUGAUUGCAUGCUCCACAAUAAGCUGUAUGUGUAUCUCACAAAUGCUUACAUAUUCACGCAAAUAUGGUGUUAGGCACUCUGUGCACAAUUGCUAUCCAAGAAAGCUCUGAUGUAGUUUGUUGAUCUGUGAGUACUUAAAGCAGUAAAAGACAGGUUCUGACUGCAGUGAUCUGUACAUGAAGACCAUAAUAUGUGUCUGCACAACAGAUAUGUUUUAUUUAAUUAAUUCCUUCUGGGAGAACUGCAUUUACUCAACAUAUAGAGAGAAAGUGGUGAAGGUGCUUGGCAGGACACAUAUAAUCCAUGAAGCGAGAUAAACAAAGAUACCAUUUUAGAUCUACUUUUUUCUUGCAUGUAGCAUUUUCUGUUUUUAUUCUGAUUUUCAGAAGCUAGUUGUUUUUGCAGAUGUAUUAUAUAUAAUUCAAUUAACUUGAAAAUUAUUGCAGUUUUAAAGGAGUUGGAAGAUUUGCACCAAUGUUUCCUCAAAGUAAUUGUCUUUUUAAGAUGGUUUGUGAAUAUUUACUUCUAUAAAGUAUAUGAUUUACUGCAAUUUUUAAACAACAUCUAUUUUGGAAAAUAUCUCAAAUUCCAGGCGUUGCUUUCAAAUAAUAAUCGCCAGCUCCUGCUUUUCAAUAAAUAUUAACAAUUCUUGGAAACAUUUCAGCUGCAUUAAGGAAUCAAAUAAGGACUUACUUCAUGCAGUUAAACAUUGACUAAAUAUCUCAAAUAUUUUUGCAUACCAUUUCUUGACAACUAAAGACAUAAAUGCAUCACUUUGACUUUGGUGUGCCUGGACUAGAGGGACAAGGGAAUUAAUCUCCAGGAGAAAGUAUAAACAGUACCAAAAAAUUAAACCAGAUUUGGUUCUUAUUUUCCAGUAGUGUUUGUAAUAUUCUGGUUUUGACUCCAAGUCAUAAAGCCUACUAAUGUUUGCUACUCAAACUUGCAUUUGAAGUGCCUGAGAUUCACCAAGUUUAACUGUCACCUAAUCUUUAGAGCAGUAAAAACAAGGGAGAAAUGCAAUUUUUUUGCCACCUUUCUGAAUGCUUUCAACAGCAAACAGAAAAUUCUAUGUGCAGUUAACAACAUUUAUUGCACAAACAGUAUACUUCCACAAUCCUCACAUUUUUUCCAAACAACAUGGGUUAGCCUUGAUGUUUUAUCUAAAGAAAUUCCUUGAUUUCUCUGUAAAAGUGAUAUUUUAAGAAUGACAAGGUUUCAAUCUAGAUUAAAAUGUAACUGAAAAAAUGAAGGCACAUUUUCACAUGCACUGUUAAUGACUCUAUCCUUUCUCUGUGUUCUCUUUGAAUUGUGCCCUUCCCCUUUUGAAAUUGUGCAUCUUUACAAAGGUGGCUUUAAAUUUGGAAUUUUCUGUCAUCUUUGUGAACAUCUAAAAUUUGGGUAUAUGAAUGGGGGGGAUGUCUAAUGUCAUUGAGGGAGAGACAUAACUAAUAAAGCACAUACAGUUUUUGUGUGAAAUUGGAGAGUUCUAAACUGAUAGAAAAUUACAUACAAAUAGAGAUGGUUUGCAAUUUCAGAGCAUUUAAGAGGAUGAAGGGCCUCUGUGUUUGCACAAGUAAGUCCUGAAAAAUUUAGUGUAAUUAACUAUGGUAACUGUGACAAAAUUUUUUUAAAAAACAGUAAUUCAAAGUGAAUAUGGUGAUAAAGAAGCAACAGGAGUGUUUUUGAUGCAUUGCCCCAUCUCUUUCAGUGAUUUAAAAUAUUAAAGUUUUUACUGAGUAAUACUGUGACAAGUUGCAUGUGCAAUGGUUUGCACAGUGGAAGUAUCCUGGUUAAAAUAAGACUUUUAACACUUGGGUGAACCUGUGAGAUAAUUCAUGAUUUGCAGUUAGCUGUUGAGUAAAUCUAAAAUCUAAAUUGAUUUUACUUUUAUAAUCUAAUGGUGAUUUUAAACAAAAAUUAAACAUUGCACGCCAUACACUUGGAGAAUUUUUACAGAUGUGAAUUUCUUUACCUGCACAAUGUUCCUUUCUAUGGAUUGUGUUCUGAAUGUAAACAACAAACAAGUGUCAUGUAGUUGCUAACCCUAUGCAAUGUAGUUAUCAGAAAUAAUUGGAGGAAACUAAUAAAGGACAUACUAAUAACUUUAAUUAUGCCAUUCACCACUCUCUACCAAAAAUACUAAAAAGUUGCACAAUAUUUAGAUGGAGACACUGGCAGAAAAUUUAUCCUUUCAUUCCAAUUUGGUUUGAGAUGUGAGCACUGGAACAGAAAUAAUUAUUGCAGAUCUUUAGCAUUUGCAACACCUUCAGAGGAUUUCUUUAACAUAAUCCCUGAAAUUGUAAGUGAGUGUCCUAGAAUCAGCAUGAUAGUACAGGCAGAGAAAUAAAGCUGACUCCACUAUGCAGGAAAAAAACUGGAAUUCCUAAUUUAGUGUUAUAUCACAUUCCAACACCUGUCAUUUUGCCCUAGCAGACUUCAGAGCAGUUCAUUUUAGAGUGUGAAACUGAGACAACUAUGCCAAUCCUGAUACUUGGGUGUGUUUUCAGACCAAUUGAAGGAGAGCAGGAGAGGAAAACCUGUCCUAUUCUCCGGGCAUAAAUAGUAUGUUAUGCAUAUUUACGUAGGUAGGAAUUAAAUCAACUUGUAUUUAAGAGGAAAAUGUAUUUGAACAUCUGAAAAUGAGUUUAUGCUUUUACAGCUUAUUUCGUAAACAGUGUUCUUUAAACAUUGGGGUAGGAAUGGGAGGGAAAGGUAUGAAAAUGUACACUGUAUGAAUAAGCUGUAAGUGUUCUGAUGCACUGAACUGUACAGCUAUGAAGUUUGAAUUUAUUGAUGGUUUUACUAACUGCUUUUCUCUGUAGAGCAUUGUUUAGAGCAAAAUUGUUUUUUUUGUGAAAGUAUGCCUGCAUGUUAGACUGGGUGCCUUGCUCAAAUGUGAUUGAUGCAGUAGUCAGAAGGCCACGAAUAAGAUAGGGUAUAAGGCAUUUGCACAACCAGGUAUCCUUGACAACAUUAGGAAAAUAAUUGAAGCAGUUUUACAUAUUAACUCUUUAUGAUUUGUGUAAAUUACUUUUACCGGAGAUAGUUUGGGAGAUGUGCAUUACAUUUGUUUUCAGUCAUCCUUGUUGGGAUAAAGUAGCACCAUGAGCAGCAUUUCCAUUCUGGUCAAUGUAUUGUGUAAAGUAACCCACUACUUGUUUCUUUUUGGGUAAACUACAAUAAGCUAAAGGGUGAUGCAGUUUAUUAUUUUCAGAAUGUAUAUCCUUGAUUUUACAUUGCAUUUGCAACAUGGUUUGUGAUAUAGGAUCUGCCAAUAGCGGAAUGUGCAAUUACCUUGUCUUCAGGAUCAAACACCCAGGAGUUGUAAAAGUGACUGUGGCAUUCAAACAGUGCAAAAUAAAAUUAGAGCAUGCAUUCUGUUCAAAAUAAUCUAUUAGACCCUUGGGCUGCAGUUCUGAAUGGUGUAAUAAUGAUUUGCACCAAAAGGAUCUUGUAUAUAAGUUGUGAAUUUUUAUAAACCUAAAUUUGUAGCUUUUUUUUUAUCUUGUCCAAAUGGCAGCUAGAAUUUGCAAAUUUAUAAACUUGCGUAAAUUUUUCAUCUUUUUUCACAGAAAAUGAUAUUUUAUAAAUUUAAACUUUUUAAAAAACAUUUUUACUUUUUAAUAAAUAUUGUUCUACUUGUGAAUUGUCAUUUGAAUAUGAAGCUAAAGUAGAAAAUGUUCCACUUGUAGACCUGGUGCUGCUUUGUGCUACUUGCGCAGCUUUGUUGUAUAGCUUUUUUGUUGACAUCUGAGUGACUGCAGCCCAAAGGUAUAAUAAAACAUAUUAACUCAUUUUAUGAUUUUGAUUCUGAUGAUAUAUGAGUGAUACCCUUUGCCAUAAAUGCAAACUACCCUUUUGCUUUUGCCAUGAAGAAACAAACUCUUAGCUAUUUUGGUCUUUUUGGGCAAUCAUUCUAUUACAACAGUGGGUUACUAAUUGUUUUUUUGCAUUGUGUGUGUGUGUGUGUGUGUGUGAGAGAGAGAGAGAGAGAGAAAGAGAGAGAGCACAAGGUAUGUCUUUUGUGAUUUGUAAAGAUGUUAAGAGUGUGGUUAAAUGGUAAGUGGUUGACUUGGCAUUAUUUGAAAAUUUGAAGGACUAAUGAAAUUGAGAAUACUUGGUAGUGGGUUCAUGAACAUUUGAAUGGGAGUAAACUGAAUUCUUGAAAUCAGUAUUGUACUUUCCUUCCUAUGUGUAUGUGAAUUUUUAACAAUAAACCAACUGGAGUUUUAUUACAUUUGUAGAUGUGUAAAUGGUUGUGAUUUGAACUACACAAAUAACAGAAAACAUGAAAACAUUUACUAUCACAUUCUUAGAAUAUUUUUGAAAUAGUGUCUUUUAAGAUUCAGUUUAAAAGCAAGCACUUCAAACAAUACAUGAUAGAAUAACAGGAUACCUCUAUUUAGAUGCUAC
Molecule: messenger RNA, 8341 nt
Organism: Mobula hypostoma (lesser devil ray)
Lineage: Eukaryota; Metazoa; Chordata; Chondrichthyes; Myliobatiformes; Myliobatidae
Gene: rimkla
Product: ribosomal modification protein rimK-like family member A
Exons: 7
Coding region: 526-1707 (393 amino acids)
Biological process (GO): protein modification process
Cellular component (GO): cytoplasm
Molecular function (GO): ATP binding; N-acetyl-L-aspartate-L-glutamate ligase activity; metal ion binding
Source: RefSeq, a predicted model, not a curated record